This is a messenger RNA of Drosophila ficusphila, 2913 nucleotides long. It is a transcript of the gene Gld, whose product is annotated as glucose dehydrogenase [FAD, quinone]. The transcript is spliced from 4 exons. Gene Ontology annotation, molecular function: flavin adenine dinucleotide binding; oxidoreductase activity, acting on CH-OH group of donors. NCBI's taxonomy places the organism in Eukaryota, Metazoa, Arthropoda, Insecta, Diptera, Drosophilidae. The record is from RefSeq and is a predicted model, not a curated record.
UCUGCGUCUGCGCGCAGUUCAAGAAGUUAAGAGACCCACCAGAAAACCCAUUCAAGUGAAGUGCUUAAGAGGGUAAAUAAUAAAAAACCCUAGGAGGCAGUGACUAAAAUCGUUUAGGCCGCAGUUAAGGUGUUUUAGUGCUAAAUAAAAACUACUUUAAAAAAAGGUUAAAGCUUUAUAGCAUACAAGUUUUUUUCUUGUUCGGCCCAUUGAGCAAUUUUCCUGAAGGCAUUUUCAAAAAGGAAUAAACAAUUAAUUCAAUAUUUAAAGCAUAAAAGGAAACCAGACACCAAACCACUGGACUCUACGAUCAAUAUCAACAUGUCCACCAGCCCCUCAGCCUGCGAUUGUUUGGUGGGCGUGCCCACUGGACCCACCCUCGCCUCCACUUGCGGCGGCAGUGCCUUCAUGCUGUUCAUGGGUCUCCUGGAGGUCUUCAUCCGCUCCCAGUGCGACUUAGAGGAUCCCUGCGGUCGAGCCAGCAGUCGGUUUCGAUCGGAGCCGGACUACGAGUACGAUUUCAUUGUCAUUGGCGGCGGCUCAGCGGGUUCUGUGGUUGCCUCCCGACUCUCCGAGGUGCCCCAAUGGAAGGUUUUGCUGAUCGAAGCCGGUGGCGAUGAACCUGUGGGUGCCCAGAUUCCCUCGAUGUUCCUCAACUUCAUUGGCAGCGACAUCGACUACCGCUACAACACGGAACCGGAGCGGAUGGCCUGUCUGUCCUCGAUGGAGCAGCGCUGCUAUUGGCCACGUGGAAAGGUGCUCGGCGGAACCUCGGUGAUGAACGGAAUGAUGUACAUCCGUGGCAACCGCGAGGACUACGAUGAUUGGGCGGCACAGGGAAACCCUGGAUGGGCCUACAACGACGUACUGCCGUUCUUCAAGAAGUCGGAGGAUAACCUUGAGCUGGAUGACGUGGGCACGGAGUACCAUGCCAAGGGAGGCCUGAUGCCCGUUGGCAAGUUCCCGUACAACCCACCGCUCUCCUACGCAAUUCUCAAGGCCGGCGAGGAAAUGGGCUUCUCGGUGCAGGAUCUCAAUGGUCAGAACUCCACUGGAUUCAUGAUUGCCCAGAUGACGGCUCGCAAUGGCAUCAGAUACAGCUCUGCCAGGGCCUUCCUCCGACCAGCUCGUAUGCGCAACAACCUGCACAUCCUGCUGAACACGACGGCCACCAAGAUCCUCAUCCAUCCGCACACCAAGAACGUUCUGGGAGUGGAAGUGAGCGACCAGUUCGGCAGCAUGCGCAAGAUCCUCGUCAAGAAGGAGGUGGUUCUGAGUGCCGGAGCUGUGAACUCACCACAGAUCCUGCUCUUGAGCGGAGUGGGUCCCAAGGACGAACUGCAGCAGGUGAACGUGCGACCGGUGCACAAUCUUCCUGGCGUGGGAAAGAACCUUCACAACCACGUGGCCUACUUCACCAACUUCUUCAUCGACGACGCAGACACGGCUCCUCUCAACUGGGCCACGGCCAUGGAGUACUUGCUGUUCCGGGAUGGACUCAUGUCCGGCACUGGAAUCUCGGAUGUGACAGGAAAGUUGGCCACUCGCUGGGCCGACCGACCGGAUCUACCUGAUCUCCAACUCUACUUCGGUGGCUACCUGGCCAGCUGUGCUCGCACGGGACAAGUGGGCGAACUGCUCUCGAACAACUCGCGGGCCAUUCAGAUCUUCCCGGCGGUGCUGAAUCCCAAGUCGCGUGGCUUCAUCGGACUGCGCUCCGCUGAUCCUUUGGAACCGCCACGCAUCGUGGCCAACUACCUGACCGACGAGCGGGACGUUAAGACGCUGGUGGAGGGCAUCAAGUUCGCCAUCCGGCUGUCGCAAACAUCGCCGCUGAAGCAAUAUGGAAUGCGGUUGGACAAGACGGUGGUGAAGGGCUGUGAGGCACCUACCUUCGGCAGCGAUGCCUACUGGGAGUGCGCCGUGCGGCAGAACACGGGUCCGGAGAACCACCAGGCGGGCUCCUGCAAGAUGGGUCCCAGCCACGAUCCCAUGGCGGUGGUCAACCACGAGCUGAGGGUGCACGGUAUCCGGGGACUGCGCGUCAUGGACACCAGCAUCAUGCCCAAGGUGACCGCCGGGAACACCCAUGCACCUGCCGUGAUGAUCGCCGAGAAGGGCGCCUACCUGCUGAAGAGGGCCUGGGGCGCCAAGGUCUGACGCGUGGAUGCGACGUGGACGUUGCAUAGAGUAAUUUAAUCACAAUCCAAGCGAAAUUACCGCGACUAAAAAUUUAAGCGAAAUUACACAUAAGGCCCCACUUAGAUCCAAAACUAAACCUUUCUAUCGUACCACCUUGGUUGAAUCCAUCAGAAUCCGAUCCAAUCCCAUCCAAAGGCUUCUCACUCUAGCAAACCGCGUUGCGCAAUCUCCGUAAUUGUUCUCUCUAAGUUAACAGACUACUUUUAAACUAACUACUGCGAUCCACUCAAAAUGCAGUCGAACUUCUUAAGCUGCACGUUUAGCUACGAUCUAAAAGUCAAGCUCGAGUUAAAGGAAUGACAAUUACUUGGUUUUUAUGUUUACAAAAUACUAAGCUUGUAACUCUUAAAUAACUUAAAUUACACCUAUAAAACCCACAUUUGAAUUCAAAAAUAUACAGUUUAAGAGAAGUUCGGCUAUGUUGAUAACUUUUAAUGUAAUAAAUUUGUAAUAAAUGUUAAGCUGACCAUUUAAACACUACACCUAAACUCCGUAGUUUAUGUAGACUCACUGAACAUGUGAAUUUUGCGUGUCGUUUGUCGGUCUCUUAAUAACUAUAUUUAAACUAUCUAAUUCUUGUGACCCAUCAACAAUGUAAAUUUCGUUUAUCGUUCACUUUGCAAUUGCAUGGAUGAAUGGUGUCCUAUGUUUCUGUGUACGCGUAUAUUGCAUGUAUUUAUUGUUCGAUUAAAGUGCAACAAUUUAGUUUAA